Messenger RNA from Carassius gibelio (silver crucian carp), 7264 nucleotides. RefSeq names its product sodium channel, voltage gated, type V-like, alpha b (gene scn5lab). Gene Ontology annotation, biological process: sodium ion transmembrane transport; membrane depolarization during action potential; neuronal action potential. Gene Ontology annotation, cellular component: voltage-gated sodium channel complex; axon; plasma membrane. The coding region runs from base 311 to 6148 and encodes 1945 amino acids. The transcript has 27 exons. Gene Ontology annotation, molecular function: voltage-gated sodium channel activity; protein binding. The record is from RefSeq and is a predicted model, not a curated record. Lineage: Eukaryota; Metazoa; Chordata; Actinopteri; Cypriniformes; Cyprinidae.
UGUGUGUGUGUGUGUGUGUGAUUGGGAAUUGCGGAUCAAUUGCACAAGGACAGGACUGAUUCAGACUGAUUCGGGAUGAUGUGAAAGAGCGGAUUUAAGGGUCUUUCAUCGCGUGGAUUCACUUCAGACUGAACUUGGAACAUUAUAUGCGCAACUUGUUUGUAUUGCUGGGGAUUUUCAUGAUGGCUUUCCUGUGGCUCUUUCUGUUGAUCAGAGGAGAUGUGUGAACGCUUGCACAUACACAGCUGAACAGAAGCGAAGUUUCACAUCUGUGAAGUAACCACUUAGACAGGAGGCUCAGGAUGAGAAGAUGGCAGCCAUACUGUUUCCACCGGGUCCUGACAGUCUACACCGGUUCACUCGUGAGUCCCUGGCUGGAAUCGAGCAGCGGAUCGCCGAGGAGGAGGCCCGCAACGCCAAGCAGUACCAGGAGGACCUGGGCGACGUGGAGCCGCUCAAGUCCCGCGCCGAUCUCGAGGCCGGCAAGCAGCUCCCGCGAAUCUUUGGAGACAUUCCUCCUGGACUGGUGGGCGUCCCUCUGGAGGACAUCGAUCCGUUUUACUUCCAGAACAAGAGAACUUUUAUAGUACUGAACAAAGGGAAGGCCAUCUUCCGGUUUAGUGCCACGUCUGCACUCUACAUUUUUAGCCCUUUUCAUCCCGUUAGAAGAGCAUCAAUAAGGAUUUUAGUUCACUCGUUAUUCAGUCUUUUCAUCAUGUGCACUAUUUUGACCAACUGCUGCUUCAUGGCCAUGUCUGAACCAGCGCAGUGGGCCAAAUACGUCGAGUACACGUUCACUGGCAUCUACACGUUUGAGUCGUUGAUAAAGAUCCUGGCGCGGGGUUUCUGCAUCGGCCCCUUCACCUUCCUGAGGGACCCCUGGAACUGGCUGGACUUCAGCGUGAUUGUUAUGGCAUAUGUUACCGAGUUUGUGGACCUGGGCAAUGUCUCAGCGUUACGGACAUUCAGGGUUCUGCGAGCACUGAAAACUAUCUCAGUCAUCCCAGGCCUGAAGACGAUCGUGGGCGCUCUGAUCCAGUCAGUGAAGAAGCUUGCAGACGUGAUGAUCCUGACGGUCUUCUGUCUCAGCGUCUUCGCUCUCAUCGGCCUGCAGCUCUUCAUGGGAAACCUGCGACAGAAAUGCGUCCGAAGCACCGCACACUGUCUCAACAACACCUUACCUUCAGACAACAGCAGCACUUUCUUCUGCAAUAACAGAACCUGGUCCUCUCUGGAGGACUUCAUCACUAAUGAAGAUAAUUACUUCAAAGUGGAAGGAGCCAAGGACGCCUUAAUAUGUGGCAAUGCAAGUGAUGCUGGAAAAUGUCCAGAUGGUUUUGAAUGUAUGAAGACCGGACGAAACCCGAACUACGGCUACACAAGCUUUGACACCUUCGGAUGGGCUUUUCUCUCGCUUUUCAGACUCAUGACACAAGAUUACUGGGAAAACCUCUAUCAUCACACGCUGCGCUCGGCGGGAAAAACGUACAUGGUGUUUUUUGUGGUGGUGAUCUUCUUGGGCUCCUUUUACCUGGUGAACCUGAUCCUGGCUGUGGUGGCCAUGGCAUACGAGGAGCAGAACCAGGCCACCAUCGCAGAAGCCCAGCAGAAAGAGCAAGAGUUUCAGCUCGCCAUGGAGCAGCUGAAGAAGGAACAGCAGGUGGCUCAUAAAGCACAAGAAACUGAGUCCAUCUUGAUGGCCGACGUCUCGCCGUUCUCCACACAAGGAAAAGGAAAUCUGGACCGGAGGAAAAACUCGAGACCGCUAUCUGAAGGAAUGCAGGAUGGCAGUAAUGACAAAUCUGCUAAGAUGGACACUAUAGAGGAGAUGAAGCAAACCCACUCUCUGUUGGUCCGCACUCUGUCCUUACGAGCCCGACGGGAGAGUCAGGUCAGCAUCUUCAACUUCCGGCCGCCAAACAAAGACUCGGAGGUGGACUUCGCCGACGAUGAGUUCAGCAAUCACGGUGAUUCGGACAGCCGUGGCGGCUCGCUGGCUCUGCCCUGGAGCAGGAGACGGACCAGCGCUCAAAGCACCUGCAGCCACAGCUCGCAGUUCUUCUUCCCGAGUCUCAACAUCAACGGCAAACUCUUCGUGGCCAUGGACCAGAACGGCAUCUCGGGCCAGGGCCCACUGUCUCCGCUGCCCACGUGCACCAUGGAGAAGGUCAAAGAGGAAAGCGGACACAACUCCACCAAUGAGCUGAGCACUAUGCUGCUGCCCCAGCAGUCCCAGGAGGGCCGAGACCGGACCCUGAGCGCCACCAGCUACAUCACUGAUGCUAUGGAAGAGCUGGAGGAGGCGCAGCAGAAGUGUCACCCGUGCUGGUACGUGUUUGCACAGAAGUACCUGGUGUGGACGUGUUCCCCCAACUGGCUGAAGGUGAAGGAGUGGGUGAAGUUCAUGGUGAAUGAUCCGUUCCUGGAUCUGACCAUCACUAUCUGCAUCGUUCUCAACACGCUCUUCAUGGCUCUGGAACACUAUCCCAUGACAGACGAGUUCAACCGCAUGCUGUCUGUGGGGAACCUGGUGUUCACAGGCAUCUUCACAGCGGAGAUGGUUCUGAAGAUCAUCGCUAUGGAUCCGUAUUAUUACUUUCAGCAGGGCUGGAACAUCUUUGACAGUCUGAUCGUCAGUCUGAGUCUCAUGGAGCUGGGUUUGUCCAACGUGGAGGGUCUGUCCGUCCUGCGCUCCUUCAGACUGCUGCGAGUCUUCAAGCUGGCGAAGUCGUGGCCGACGCUGAACACGCUCAUAAAGAUCAUCGGGAACUCGGUGGGCGCUCUGGGGAACCUGACCCUGGUUCUGGCCAUCAUCGUCUUCAUCUUCGCUGUGGUCGGCAUGCAGCUGUUCGGGAAGAACUACGAGUCGUGCGUCUGCAAGAUCUCCAGGGACUGUACGCUGCCCCGCUGGCACAUGAAGGACUUCUUCCACUCGUUCCUCAUCGUUUUCCGGGUCUUGUGCGGAGAGUGGAUUGAGACCAUGUGGGACUGUAUGGAAGUGGCGGGUCAGCCACUCUGCAUCCUGGUCUUCAUGCUGGUCAUGGUCAUCGGUAACCUGGUGGUCUUAAACCUCUUCUUGGCGUUGCUCUUGAGCUCCUUCAGCGCAGACAACCUCUCGGCUCCGGACGAGGACGGCGAAAUGAACAACCUGCAGAUCGCCAUCGCUCGCAUCCAGCGUGGGAUGCUGUGGCUCCGGCUGGCGCUCUGCGACUUCUUCAACGGGAACUUCAAGCGUCGCCGGCAGAAGGCCAAGGAGGCCAAAGCCAUGCUGAAGCUGAAGAGACUGAGCCAGCAGACGCACUGGGCCGAGGGCAAUGGGACGGCCGUCAUCGAGCGCAGCGGAGAGGACGACAGCUACAUGACCAACCCCAGCCUCACCAUCAGCGUUCCCAUCGCUCCCGGAGAGUCCGACCUGGAGUUCCCCGAGGAAGAGGAUGAAGAGGAGGAGGAAGAAGAAGAGGUCAGCGAGAGCGAGGAGGAGGAGCGAGAGGAGAUCAAACCGAGAGACGACGCCAGCCUAUCAGAGGGCAGCACGAUCGACCUCAGGAAACCCGGCGAGGAGGAAGAUGAAUACUCUGAGACAGCCGAAGAAGCCAUGGAUCCGGAAAACUGCUUUCCUGAUUUUUGUGUACGUCGUUUUCAGUGCUGUGACAUCAGCACAUCCGAGGGUUUGGGUCGAGCCUGGUGGCGUCUGAGGAAGACUUGUUAUCAGAUAGUGGAGCACAGCUGGUUUGAGAGCUUCAUCAUCUUCAUGAUCCUCCUCAGCAGUGGAGCGCUGGCAUUUGAAGACAUUUACAUUGAGCAAAGGAAAGUGGUCAAAGUGGUGCUUGAAUACGCAGACAAGAUCUUCACCUACAUCUUCAUCUUGGAAAUGGGUCUGAAGUGGAUCGCCUACGGUUUCAGGAAGUACUUCACCAACUACUGGUGCUGGCUGGACUUCCUCAUUGUGGAUGUGUCUCUCGUAAGCCUGGUAGCAAACAUGCUGGGCUACUCGGACUUUGGUGCCAUCAAAUCUCUCAGAACUCUUAGAGCCCUCAGACCGCUGAGAGCGCUGUCCCGGUUUGAAGGCAUGAGGGUGGUGGUGAACGCUCUGAUCGGGGCGAUCCCGUCCAUCAUGAACGUGCUGCUGGUGUGUCUCAUCUUCUGGCUGAUCUUCAGCAUCAUGGGAGUCAAUCUGUUCGCCGGGAAGUUCGGCCGCUGUGUCAACCGCACCGGCUUCAUCCACAACGCCUCCUUCAUCAACAACAAGAGCGAGUGUUUGGAGAUGAACAGCACGCAGUAUUACUGGACCAAAGUCAAGGUUAACUUCGAUAACGUGGGCGCUGGGUACCUCGCGCUGCUGCAAGUGGCCACGUUCAAGGGCUGGAUGGAGAUCAUGUACGCCGCGGUCGACUCACGAUCCGUGGAAGAGCAGCCUAUUAAAGAGAACAGCCUGUACAUGUACCUGUACUUCGUCAUCUUCAUCAUCUUCGGCUCCUUCUUCACGCUCAAUCUCUUCAUCGGUGUCAUCAUUGACAAUUUCAACCAACAGAAGCGAAAGAUAAGAGGACAGGAUAUCUUCAUGACAGAAGAACAGAAGAAAUAUUAUAAUGCCAUGAAGAAACUGGGAUCCAAGAAACCUCAGAAACCCAUCCCAAGACCUGCUAACCCGAUCCAAGGAUUCUUCUUCGACUUGGUGUCCAAACAAGCCUUCGACAUCAUGAUAAUGCUGCUGAUCAUCCUGAACAUGGUGACGAUGAUGGUGGAGACGGACGAACAGUCUCCCAGCAUCGAGAUCAUCCUCUACUACAUCAACCUGGCCUUCAUCAUCAUCUUCACCACCGAGUGCAUCAUCAAACUCAUCGCCCUGCGCUGCUACUUCUUCACCAUCAGCUGGAACAUCUUCGACUUUGUGGUUGUCAUCCUCUCCAUUGUGGGCAUUGUUCUGGCGGAUAUCAUCGAGAAGUACUUUGUCUCACCAACGCUCUUUCGCGUCAUCCGCUUGGCUCGAAUUGGACGAAUCCUUCGACUCAUCCGAGGUGCGAAGGGAAUCCGGACACUACUCUUCGCUUUAAUGAUGUCACUUCCCGCGCUCUUCAAUAUCGGCCUGCUGCUGUUCCUCGUCAUGUUCAUUUACGCUAUCUUUGGCAUGGCCAACUUCGCCUACGUCAAGAAGCAAGGCGGCAUCGACGACAUGUUCAACUUCGAAACGUUCGGAAACAGCAUGAUCUGCCUCUUCCAGAUCACAACAUCGGCUGGAUGGGACAAUCUCCUCAAUCCAAUCCUUAACAACUCUCCGGAAGAGUGCGACCCGUAUGUUCCUCACACUGGAACGAACGUUCGCGGAAACUGCGGGAAUCCUUCGGUGGGCAUCACGUUCUUCGUAACCUACAUUAUUAUUUCGUUUCUCAUCGUGGUCAACAUGUACAUCGCGAUUAUAUUGGAGAACUUCAGCGUGGCCACCGAGGAGAGCACAGAGCCUCUGAGCGAGGACGACUUCGAGAUGUUUUAUGAAGUCUGGGAGAAGUUCGAUCCGGAAGCGACGCAGUUUAUCGAAUACUCUAAACUUUCAGAUUUCGCAGACUCACUCUCCGAGCCGCUGCGUAUCGGCAAGCCCAACAAAAUCAAACUGAUUUCCAUGGACCUGCCAAUGGUGAGCGGUGACAAGAUCCAUUGUUUGGAUAUCCUCUUUGCGUUUACCAAACGCGUUCUUGGAGAGUCGGACGAAAUGGAUGCGUUAAAGCAACAAAUGGAAGAGAAGUUCAUGAUGGCGAACCCGUCCAAGAUUUCCUACGAACCGAUCACGACGACGCUUCGGCGCAAGCAAGAGGAAGUUUCCGCAAUCAUGAUUCAACGUGCAUAUCGGAGGCAUCUACUGCGACGGCAGCUGAAACAAGCCUCGCUACUUUAUCGUCAACUCCACAUGCCAGACGCCAUCAAAGAUGGCGACAGUUCACCGGAGAGCGAAGGACUUAUAGUUGCGAUGAUCAUGGAGAACUACGGCGCCGAAGCCGAAGUUACAGACACACUGUCAGCUACUUCGUGUCCGCCAUCCUACGACAGCGUCACACGAGCGACUUGUGAGCUUUUUCACUCUCUAAUCCCGGAUGCCGCGAACACGGACCUGAGCGAACCUUUCACAGACCGAGAUCGCGAGACGUUUCUGUGAUGACGGACGUCUUUUCCUUUUGUUUACCGAAUGUAACAUAGACACAAUACCCUCUGAGGUUUUUGCAGACUGUUUUAUUUCUCUUGUGGUUCACGUUUGUUUGAAUAUACAAGGGGAAAGUGUCGCAGACAUGCUCUUUGAACAUGCACACAUCAACCUUCACAGUUUGAAUGCAUGAAUGAGAUUCAUAGUCGCAGAUAUAGAGGAUGUAAUCAUCGUAUAUUAGACUGAAAGCAACGUAAGUUCAUUAAAGGUCUUACUUAAAAUGGCGUGAUUCCUUUUAAGAUUUGAGAUGACGUAGAAGAAACUUAGCGGUGCAUCCAUGUUAUAAAUAUUCAUACUUCACGCUUUGGAAAGCAUGACGAUUACCUCUUUCUGAUUUGUGUCGCUAGCGAUGAAAAGGCAGUGGUAUUUGCACUUUCUGUUGUUUUUUGCCAUUUCUUAUGACGUUUCGCUAGGUGUUGUUAUAUCAAGACUAGUAAAAGACAAUCAAAUGGUCACUUGCUUAAAACCUGUCUUUACUAAGUUCUUGCAAACUAUUGCACAUGCUUCCUUUUGAACGCGCGACACAUUUGUUUCUAUGGUGAGGUAUUUAUUUUGCAUGCGGAAACUGCAUGGUAUGGAGGGGUUAACGAAAAGACUUUCUUUUUAAUUGUUUUGCACACUAUACGUUCAGCAAUAAUUUGCUACUUUUAGGAAUAACAUUAUCGAUAUUUAUUGGAAUUAAAAAACGUGUCAAAGUUUCUACUGUAACGGCCUUCAGCUGUAACUGUGGCUUAUAUUACUAGUGAAGAUUAUAGCACAUGUGUUUUUCUAUCUCAAACUGACAUUGAACGCGCCACCGUUUGGGUCGGGUUGGCAGGUUUGGUGAAGGGCUGUUUUAUGUAGCAAUAGAUCCCAAGUGUGCCUGCUAGAACUAAAUCCUGUGUUUAUAAUUCAUCUUUCUUCAUGCAUUUGUUUUGGGUUUUGUAAAUCAUCAACAGACUCCCCAUAAAUAGCAUCAGACGUGAACCGUUCCAUUGGUGUGUUUGGAGGAAUUCCACAGCACAUUCGCUUAUGGUGGUUUCUAUCAGGAAACCCCAGUAAAAAGCACUACUUAUUCAUCGAGACAAAAAG